Molecule: messenger RNA, 2403 nt
Organism: Athene cunicularia (burrowing owl)
Lineage: Eukaryota; Metazoa; Chordata; Aves; Strigiformes; Strigidae
Gene: CCDC69
Product: coiled-coil domain containing 69
Exons: 12
Coding region: 1-1137 (378 amino acids)
Cellular component (GO): cytoplasm; nucleus
Molecular function (GO): microtubule binding
Source: RefSeq, a predicted model, not a curated record
AUGGCCUCACACAGCAAGGCUGGCCAGGAGCGUGCGGGCAGGGCGCGGGAGCAGGCAGAGGCCCUGACGGAUGCUGCUGCCCACCCUGCGCCGGCAGUGACAACUGUGUCGCUGAUCCGCUGCGGAGGCUUAAGGGCAAAACCCUCGAGACUUCUCCAGCCGCUGUCGUUCCUGGGGAGAGAUCACGAUAACACCGAAAAAGACAUCCAGGCAAACUUCAAAACAAGCCGGAGCUGCCCCAGCGCCCUGCGGUGCUGCCCCGCCGGCAGCGAGAGACAGCUAAAAGUCCAGCAGCAGAGGGGACCGGCUUCCCAGGAGCUCACGGUCUUGAAGACAGAGAAUGCCAAUGUCACCCUGUUGCCUGAGGAUGGGAAGGAGAAGGCAGCGCUACGAGAGGAGUGGAUGGAGAGUGGGAGACUCCUCCAAAGCCAGGAGGAGGAGGAGAAGGAGCGGCUGCGGGCAGGAACCCCUGGAAUCACCCAGGACGUUAACAUCCAGGUGGAAAAGGGAAAGUACCUGGAACUGGAGGAACAGUUUGAUGCCCUGAGGAGAGAGCACACAAAAACCCUGCAAGAGCUCCAGAGAGCACAUGAGCAGGAGAAGCUGCUGCUGGCAGAGUCCCACCACAGGUCCCAGGCGGCCUUGCAGGAGACAAUCCAGACGCUGAAUUCCCAGCUGAAGUCCUUCCAGGAGAGGAUGAAGCGGGUGGAGGAGUCACUCUUGAGCACAGACUACAAGAAGCACAUCCAGGAGCACGGGAGCCCCAGCCCCUUCUGGGAGCAGGAACUGGAGAGCCUGCACUUUGUCAUCGAGAUGAAGAAUGAACACAUCCAUGGCCUGGACAAGAAGCUGCUGAACCUGGAGACCAUGGUGGAGAAGAACCUUCUGCUGGAGGACAAGGUGAAGACUCUCCAGCAGGAGAACGAGGACCUGCAAGUUCGCACCCAGAACCACUUGGUCAUGGCAAGGCAGCUGUCGGAGGAGCUCCUGGCCACUCGCGGGGCGCUGGAGAAGGAGGUGCAGCUGCGGGAGCAGGCUCGUCGUGAGAAGGAGGAGCUGCUGUACCGUGUGCUCAAUGGCGGGGAUGGCUCCCCCUUCCCCGUGGCUGCUGGAGAGGUGCCCCUCAUCACCACGUAGCAUGCUGCCAACCGGCACCGAGCGCUGCCAGGGGGGCUGUCAGGGCUUUCCUCCGGGUGCCUGAGCCCGGGGCUGCUCUCACAAGUGCCUCCACUGCUGGGGCAGGACCCUGGGUCAGCCAAGCCCUUGGGGCGGCCCCGUCCGAUCAGGGAGAUGGAGCAUUUCACAGGACACUUGCGCCUGCCUUUCCCCAGCCUGUGUGGGGCUGUAGGGAGACCCCAGCCACCCCCCUGUGCCAUCCCUGCACCCCUUCCUCUGAUGGGAGGCUGUGGGAGGCUUUCUGGGGGUGAAAGGGGUCAGCCAGGACACGCAGAGGUGCACUGGGCUAGAUCCAACCCAGCGCUUGGCUCUGAGCAUAACCAGCAUCGGUGCUGCCCGGGGGCAUGAGGCGAGGAAGAUGAGGCAGUCACUGGUAUGGGCAUGAGAACCGGGAGGAUGAAGAGGGCGCUGGGGACUUGACGGUGUUAUGGUACCUCAUUCCCUGGGGAGCAUCCCUGAGAAGCGGGUGGCCGAGUCAAGGGCUGAACCACGGAUUUUUUCCGGGGUGAGGGGCAGGAGGGACAGCUGCAGCUGGGUAUAUCUGCCACCUCCGGUGCCACCCUUGCUGUAGACCAUGUCAACCCAUCCCAUUUUGAGGCUUGGCCUCCUGCUCAGGUUGCUCUGAGCCGAUGCCACCCAUUCCUGCCAUUUCCAGUGACAGCAGGGCUUCCCCUGCUCAGGACCUGCCUCGCUCCCCAGGAGAGGAACCAGGUGGGGCUCCCACCCACACUCUCCUCUCCCCAUCGCCUCCUCCAUCUUCAGCAAACAGCUCCCAGGGAUUGUUCACGCAGCCCAAGCGUGCCCCUGCUCACUGCCACGCAGAUGCCAAGCCCUUGUCCCCCCGCUGCCCAGCGCAGCACCACCCACCCCACCUUCUCCCCCAAAGCUGGGCAGAGGCUGCAUGCCCAGGGGUGCACAUUCGGGGAGCAGAGCAUCCUCCCGAGGGGGAGCAGGCUUCAGCGGCAGCUGCCAGCAGGUCACAUCCAUCCCUGCUCCAAGGGAGAGCAUCCCCAUCGGGGAAGAUGUUGCCAGCAUGGCUGCGGGUCAGGGCUGGAUGCACACAAGCACUUUCCACUGGGCGCACAAGUGUGGUGGGACGGUCGCUGCUCCCGGGGCUGUCCCUGGGCCUGUCCCCACCCUGGGACUGUUUAGCCGGGGGGGGGGAGCUGUGUGUAUGUGCGUGCACCAGGCCAAUGUGCUACUGGCUGUAACAAUUAAAAGUCUGUA